This is a messenger RNA of Parnassius mnemosyne (clouded apollo), 867 nucleotides long. The record is from the annotation of a GenBank genome assembly. NCBI's taxonomy places the organism in Eukaryota, Metazoa, Arthropoda, Insecta, Lepidoptera, Papilionidae.
AUGUUCAAUAACAGGCACUGGGUAUUCCAACAAGAUUCGGCGCCAACUCAUAGAGCGAAGAGCACACAAGACUGGCUGGCGGCGCGUGAAAUCGACUUCAUCCGGCACGAAGACUGGCCCUCCUCCAGUCCAGAUUUGAAUCCGUUAGAUUACAAGAUAUGGCAACACUUGGAGGAAAAGGCGUGCUCAAAGCCUCAUCCCAAUUUGGAGUCACUCAAGACAUCCUUGAUUAAGGCAGCCGCCGAUAUUGACAUGGACCUCGUUCGUGAUGCGAUAGACGACUGGCCGCGCAGAUUGAAGGCCUGUAUUAAAAAUCACGGAGUGUACGGUCGAUACCCGGAAGUGAACGCGCGCGAUUUCGCCGCAGUACAACUGGACGGUGCGUACCGCCGGGCGUGGGACGCUGCAGUCGCUGCACUAGCCGUGGUGCAGCGUUCCGCGAACGGAGUGCAAGGACAGACCGUUCUACAUUGGGAGGUCUUGUGGCCGAGACUCUUUGCGAACCGAGACUACGUAUACAUCAGACGGCACAAGGAGUUCGACGUCCACAACGAACCCCUCACACGAACCGACAAAGCCAAUGUCGACAGCCCUAAGUUAAACCCCAACGAAAUGACAAGCGUUCAGGCGAAAGCGAAACGGAAAGCUAUGGAGAACUACGAGAGGGAAAGAGAGUACAGUAGGAGGGAGUUCGUCGACAAUAAAGUGUAUAUAAUAGUGUCGAGGUCUUGCGAGCGUCCAGACGUCCCGGAGACGAAGCACGCUAUACGAGUGGUGGAGUAUUGGAGUCAUAUGGUGGUGAAGACUCUCGAGGGAGCUGAUAAGGUGGCGUAUUCGUUAAUUGGUAUCAACGGUGCGAUGAUGUAA